Seriola dumerili (greater amberjack) is the source of this 5712-nucleotide messenger RNA. It is a transcript of the gene tgfbrap1, whose product is annotated as transforming growth factor beta receptor associated protein 1. Gene Ontology annotation, biological process: vesicle-mediated transport; endosomal vesicle fusion; autophagy. Bases 223 to 2856 code for a protein of 877 amino acids. Gene Ontology annotation, cellular component: membrane; cytoplasm. Lineage: Eukaryota; Metazoa; Chordata; Actinopteri; Carangiformes; Carangidae. The record is from RefSeq and is a predicted model, not a curated record. The transcript is spliced from 13 exons. Gene Ontology annotation, molecular function: protein binding.
GGGCGGUGUUUUAUACGGGACAAGGAAGGACCCAACGCUGCCAUUCAAGCUAAAAUUUCUACUAGUUGGUGCGGGGCCGUCCCAAGGAGCAUGGGAAUAGUGUCAAAGUGUAAAUAUAUGUCGUGGCCACUGUUUUUGGAGUAGUAGGCCUGCCUGUUUGUGGUAAUCCCGCCUGCCGUCCUGAGCGCUGUCUGCAGCGGUAGUGUAGAUGCCUUGGCUGAGAUGAGUGUGAAGGCUUUUGAGCUAGUCCCCGCUGUGGAGCGAGAUCUCCUCAUGGGUGACAAAGCUCGCAUCAACAUUGAGUGCAUUGAAUGCUGUGGAAAGAAGUUGUAUGUGGGCACCAAUGACUGUUUCAUCCACCACUUUCUGCUGGAUGAGGUCACGUCCUCCAAAGGGAAACUGAGUUACUUGGCUCAAAAGAAGCUGCACAAAUACCUGGGCCUCAAGAAACCGGUCGCUGAGCUGCGGGCUGCUUCUGCUUUGGAGCGUCUGAUAGUGCUUUGUGAUGGAAUAGUGUUCCUCGUCGACAUGGAGACAUUAGAGACUGUGCCCUCGGCGGCAGGAGGUGGAGCCAAGAUCAGAGGUGUGGCAGAAUUCUGUAUUAAUGAGAACCCGGUGAAUGGUGAUCCGUUCUGUGUGGAAAUGGGCAUACUCUCCUCCAAGCGGCGGACAGUCCAGAUUUACAUGGUGUAUGUGGACAGAGUCCAGCUGGUCAAAGAGGUGACCACUCCUGAGCAGCCCUGUGCCCUUAGUCUUGAUGGUUACUUUUUGUGCCUGGCCCUCUCUACACAAUACAUGAUCGUGAACUACAACACAGGAGCCUCCCAAGAUCUCUUCCCUUACAACAGUGAAGAAAGGAGACCUAUUGUGAAGAGGAUCAGCAGGGAGGAAUUCCUCUUAGCAGCACCUGGUGGUCUGGGAAUGUUUGCCAAUGCAGAAGGGGUAUCUCAGCGGGCUCCUGUCAACUGGUCAGAGAGUGUGAUUGGUGCAGCUGUUUGUUUUCCAUAUGUGGUGGCCUUGGAUGAGAGCUUCAUCACCAUCCACAGCAUGUUGGACCAACAGCUAAAACAGACCCUUUCAUUCAGGGAUGGACACAUUCUGCAAGACUUUGAAGGGAAGGUCAUUCUGGCUUCCACUAAGGCAGUGUAUGUCCUGGUACCCCUGCCGCUUGAGAGACAGAUACAAGACUUACUGGCCAGUCACAGAGUGGAGGAGGCGCUCACCCUCACAGAGGGAGCACAGAGAAAUAUUCCCAAAGACAAGUUCCAGAUUUUGCACAAAAGAAUCCUCCAGCAGGCAGGUUUCAUAAACUUUGGCCAACUUGAGUUUCUAGAGGCAAAAGAACAUUUCAGGAAGGGUCAGCUAGAUGUGCGGGAGCUAAUAUCUCUCUACCCGCUACUGCUGCCAGCUUCCUCGUCAUUCACACGCUGCCACCCUCCUCUCCACGAGUUUGCAGAUCUCAACCACCUGGCACAGGGUGAUCAGGAAAAAGUGCUGCGAUGCAAGAAAUUCCUUAUCACUUACUUGGGAGAGGUACGGAGCACAGAGGUGGCAAAUGGCUGUAAAGAGGAUGUGGACACAGCACUGUUAAAGCUGUAUGCUGAACAGGACCAUGAGAGCCUUCUAGACCUGCUAGCUACAGACAAUGCCUGCGUGCUGGCAGACAGCGUCCCAUGGCUAGAAAAAUAUCACAAAUAUUUUGCACUUGGGCUGCUCUAUCACUCUAACGGUCAGGAUUCAGCAGCACUUCAGUUGUGGAUUCGCGUGGUAGAUGGGGAUCUGCAGGACUCCACAAGAUCUGACCUUUAUGAGUACAUUGUGGACUUUCUCUGCUCCAUCUCCAAUCUGGAUCUUGUAUGGAAGUAUGCAGACUGGGCCUUGCAGAAGGAUCCCACCAUAGGCGUCCACAUCUUUACUAAGAGACCUCUCUGUAAGGAUCAGUCACAAUUGAAACCUGAUGAUGUUAUCACUUACCUGGGAAAGCACAGCCAGGCGCUGCUUCUCUACUUGGAAUACCUGGUGCUGGAGAGAAGGAUACAGAAAGAGAAGUUCCACACACACCUGGCUGUGUUGUACCUGGAGAGGGUCUUGUCACUGUUGUCAAAGUCGCCAACAGAUGAAGAGAAGCUAACUAGAGCUAGAGAGAGGCUCCAAGCCCUGCUCAGGGAGUCCAACCUAUACCGUGUACAGUUUCUUUUAGGUAAGAUGGAGAACUGUGAACAACUGCUGCUAGAGCGUGCAACACUACAUGGAAAACUGGAGGAGCAUGAUAAAGCAUUGCACAUAUUGGUGCACAAACUCAGAGACUUCUCGUCUGCUGAGGCCUUCUGUAUAUGGGCCUCAUCUUGUCGGGAUUCUGCUUACCGACAGCAGUUGUUUCACCUGCUGCUGGGGGUUUAUCUAGAUGGGAACCUUCCUGGAAAAUCCCAGACAGCAACAGGAGGUGGCAGUGGAGAUCUGGAGAUGGCAGCAGUGGACCUCCUAAAUCGUCAUGGCGAGGUGUUUGAUGCAGUCCGUGUCCUUCGCAUGCUCCCUGAAAACUGGUCACUGCAGCUGCUGCGGCCCUUCCUGGGUCGAGCUGUCAGGGCCAGUAUGCAUGCCUGCCGCACCUCCCAGAUUGCUCUGGGGUUAGCCCACUCUGAAAACCUUCAACUGCUGCAUGACAGGUUGAAAGAGCGCAAGAAACCCAUCAUUGUGUCUGAAAAGAAGGGAUGCCACCUGUGCCACAACACCUUCAGUGAUCCCGAUGUGGUGUGUCUGCCAGGUGGAGUACCUGUCCACACUCACUGCGUCGCCCAGAGAGUAAGAGACUCUCCCACUAAGAGACAAUUAACUAAUAGCAGUAACCAUACGUGAGACUUGAAACUGUCAUGUGACCUGUGAUCGGAGGCACCAAACUAAAGCAGGACGUGCUGAGAUUUUGGAUAACUGAGGACUGAGGGGGUAAAAAAAAGCACAGAACACACAUUGCCAUAGUAGAAUCUGCUAUGGAGUUAAUGAGAAACACAGAGAAAGCUGUGCGAGUGUGAGUGUGUGUGUGAGAGGGAGAAACAGAUGAUUUCAGCUAUUUAUUGCCACAGUUAUACCACACUUUCAGACUGCAAGUUUUUAUAGAAGUAAAAAACCAACAGCUAAGUCACCCUGCCCUUUAAUCCAUUUAAACAGAGAAUUAAUUAAAGAUGGGCUCUUGUCCUUUUCUGUGGGUCGAAUACUGAGCCUGUCCUUGUCUUCGCUCGCACUGUUUUAAACCUAAAUUUGAGAAACUGCUUGGACUACAGAACACACUGUAUUUGAAUUCUGUUGCAUUUCUUAAGCAUGAAUAAUAUAACUUGCUCAUUGCAAUGUUAGGUUUUAAUGUGAGACUCAUCAGUAUUGAUGGAAAAAGAGUGUUUUAUGUCCGUCUUUGAGAUCUGGUCUCACUGCUGCUUUAUUUUCCCUUUGUUAUAAGAGCAAGGGAGGUUAUAGUUAUAGUAAUUCAAUUAGUGACUUACCAGCAGCAAUUUGAUACAAACCUAUUAGAUUAUGAAUGUCCUGAUAUUGGGGUUAUUGUCUGUAGAUCAACAGUGUAAAACACUACAUGAAAUCUUGCAUUUCGCUUACUAAUCAUCAUUAAGUGUGACUGGAGACUUGGAUCAGUACUCAAACUACAUCAGGGGUCAAUCUGAUUGACCUUCUAAAUCAAAUAUUCUUUAAUGAUAAUAUGUCACUAUACACAAGUGAAACAUGAAAGCAAAUUUUAUGACUAAGUUAUAGAUGGCACACAAUGUAAAGUGAAAUGAAACAUGAAAUCAAGCUUCAGGAUUUUUGUCUCAUUUUGAGUGACUACUAGUCAUUAAAUAAAUCUAGAGGGAUCUUCACUGCCCUCCUGCCAUCAUGGAUCCACUUUGUUUGGUUAAAUAUUUAGGAGGGCCACAAAAAGAUAUUUUUAAUUUACUUCAGGUGGGGAAAGGAGAUAAAUUGUUCCAAAGAGCUGAAUAAACCCUGUCAAUUUUCACAAGAUAAUUAGUUUUUAUCUGUUAUUACUAUCUGUGAGAAAUUCACUUAUCUUUUUCAGAGCUUACAUAUUGUUAUGAAUUUUUGUUUAAGCUGUAAAAAAGUAUGUGACCACAAGAUGGCAGUAAUGUGUAAAGUUUUUGAAACAAAUGCAAUGAACCACAGGUGGAGCAUUAUGGAAAUAACUUUAUCGUAUUCUUUACUAUUCUACUCAGUGCCCUGAAUAUGCCUUUUGAAUAAUGGGGGAAAAAACAAUUUAAAGCUGGUUGGAACAAAUCUUCCAAAUGUUCUCCAUUUUGUUCCUUUUGUUCCACAAUCCAUCAACGCAUACCCUGGUCUUGGUGUAAAGGAAAUGCUAUGACGGUCAUGGUCAUUGGUAUGAAGCCUCCAGACUAAAUGCUUCAUGUUGACGAGGAUGCAUUUCCUCCACUCUCCUUAUGAAAGUAAUGAAUGAUUGUCAAAGAAAAUGGUUUUAUAAUGCACAUAAUGCACUGCACAUGACACUUAAACCUUUUCUUUAAUGUUUGGGAAUUGUGAGAGGACUAAAAAACAGUUUCAUCCAUAAUUUUGAUGGCCCAAGAAAAUACAGCUUCAUACAUCUCAGCUGUCAUAACUGCUUCCCUCAUAAAUGCUGGGGUUAUGGCUUUAACCUUUUAAUCCUGACACCUCUUGCAGAAACAGAAGUCAGCCCUAUUCUAUCAUAAUGAAGCCCUAGAAUUCUUUACAGACUUGUCAUCACAGAGCACUGCUUUGUCUUUUUAGUGCUUUCCAAAUAUUAUGUAUGUGUCAGUUAAUAAUAAAGGGCAGCUUGGACUUGAUAAAUGUUUCUCCCAGACACACAAAACUAAUGGCAGGUGCAUAAUGUGUUUGUGUCGCUCAACUGUGUGAACAGUCAAAUUCAGGGACACAUUCCUCAGUGUCCACUGGAGGUGAUGCUUUGCUAAAAUAAAAAGUCUAAGUCAAACUAUUUCCCUUUGAAAAACCGAGGUUAUCCAAGGUGGCAGAGGACGCAUGAAUUGCAUAACAGAGCACUGAGAGAAAACACAACAUUGUCAUAUAAAGCUGCUGUACAUCGAAUACACUCUUAAAUCAGUGCAGCUCCAUGUUUUCUUUUUCAUAUUUAACACUUGUCUCUCGUCCUUGAAAUGUGCCACUGUCUGAAGAUGCCCAUCCAGAUUUAGUUAAGAUCAGAAGACGUAAAAAUGAAUCCUCCCCCUUUACACACUACAAAUUAUCUGCAAGAUAUUCAUCCAAAUUAGUUCUGAAAGAGAGAAAUUGUUCAGGAUUCCCAAAUCAAGCCUCUAAGGACUGUAACUUUUUUCAAAAGAAAAGAUAGUGUCCCUCCCUAAAUGUUUAAUUUUAACCUUAUAUUCAAUUGUCCAACGGAUCAAAACACAUCACUGUUGUGGGGUUUGCUUGUUUCUCUGGUGCCUGUGCUGUUGAUGCUAGCCUUCUGUAAUUGCAAGCAAAAAUUUCUUUUGGGGACUUUGUGCAAACAUGGGACUAUUUUUCUAACAUGGAGAUCUGAAUAUUGUAUAUACUGUCGGUUGACUUGCUUUCCAUGACAGAAAUUCACAGCUUAUAUACAGCAUCUUUCUGUCCAAACAAUUUGUGUGUAGCUUGCUUAAAGGUCCUCCUAACAAUGACUUCAUGUAAUAAUAAUAAUAAUAAUAAUAAUAAUAAUAAUGAUAAAAAUACAGUACAUUUGUGAAAAAAAUG